Salmo salar (Atlantic salmon) is the source of this 5071-nucleotide messenger RNA. RefSeq names its product sodium channel regulatory subunit beta-1. NCBI's taxonomy places the organism in Eukaryota, Metazoa, Chordata, Actinopteri, Salmoniformes, Salmonidae. Gene Ontology annotation, molecular function: transmembrane transporter binding; sodium channel inhibitor activity. The record is from RefSeq and is a predicted model, not a curated record. Gene Ontology annotation, cellular component: voltage-gated sodium channel complex. Gene Ontology annotation, biological process: sodium ion transport; regulation of sodium ion transmembrane transporter activity; regulation of heart rate by cardiac conduction.
AGGAUGCUGCAGCCAAAUGCACUGCGGUAAAAAAAAUAAUAACGCCAGACAGGGAGCCAGAAGUCUGUAUUAUUCGCAAUGCAAUCCUGGGAGAAGCAUCUCUUCUAGGCCUACAAGUCCAGGGUCAUUUGAUGGGUGGAAUAAUUUUUGCCACUCAAAAGGAUCAACAAUAAUAAUAAUAAUAAUCCAUCAGAAGGAAAAAAUAGCCUAAAUUUUCCCCCGGAGAAAGGACAAAUCGGCAUAAGGAGGGAAUUUUGUUCAGAAAGGACAACGUGAGGACAGUAAAAUGUGAGACAACGCAAAUGAUAAUUAUUUAAACCAAAUAGCGCAAUAGCACAUUUACAGUGUUCCUAAAAAAUAAAAUAUAAUCGGUAUGUUGCUUAUGUAGCCUAGGCCUUCUUUCUUCUGGCAUGCAAUUCAUUAUUAAUUUAGCCUAUGCAGUGGCUUGCGAUUUUACAGUAGCCUAUUUAAACCAAAGGCCUAAAAUGUCGACAGAUUAUUCAAAUAAGCGUCAUAUAUAACCGUGUCAAUGUCAUUUAGAACUAGGCCUAUUAUUCGAAUAGAAUAUCAGACUACAGUUGAUAUAAAUAGCCUGUAAAGAUAAUAAUAGAUUAGAGUAUUUGAUAUUAAGACUUCAGGGAACUGACAAUCCCAGGCCAGGGUGUAGAUUUGUAAACACUGUGUGAACAAAGAUCUGGAACAGUAGAAAAAACGGACCAUAGUCAUAGUUAUAGUUUAGGAAUGUGUACGCUCUUUUGUAACAGCAGUAAUCAGAUCAAUGUUGCAUUAAACAUUGUAACCUAUGUUUAACUUGUUGAUUCAAGCCAAAGAAGUGAAGCACUUUUAUUUGCUAGAUUUAAAUGUUUAAAAAAAGUGUAUAUUGGCUGCAGUCAUCUUUUUUAAGGGAGGCUUUUAAAUAGGCCUAAUGUAUAUUAUAUUAGAUUAGCACUCUUAGCCUGUAUUGUGUAUUCUGUUUGUUCUCUAGAAAGUCUCUCCUUGGCUUAUUGGCCUUAUAUUUGCACUUUAUUGAAUUGAAAUCAUCAAGCGCCAGCGUUUUCCUAAAACACAUUAAUUGUAAACAAAUAUUAAUGGUAAAACUUGCAUGUAUCCUGCAUGAAAAAGCAUAUGAAAACAGUAGCCUAUGUAACAAUGUCAAUUCAUUAAUGCAAUAGUCUUUGAUAAGAAGAUUGUUUCCAUUUAAAGAGAAGUGCAUGGCACAACGAGCAUGGCACAACGAGCAUGGCGCCUGCAACACCAAGAUUGUGGGUUCUAUUCCUGGGACCACCCGUGAGUAAAAUGUCAUUUCGGAGGAAGCAACUUCAGUCCCUACCAUUUCUUACUUUGCUCAAACAAAGUCUUUCUGGAUAACAUCUCAAAGGAAUAUCUUACUGUCAAGUGUUCAAAGAGACUGUUGGGAUAUUUUUUGAUACCUUUUGAGGCUUCUCAGCCCUAGGAUCUGUACUAUCGUUGCUACAUUAUACUUGAGGACAUGUCUGCUGUGCGGCUGCUGCUCCUGUCUCUGCUUUGUGCCCUCUUUGUGUCCCUGUGCCAUGGGGCCUGUUCAGAGGUGGACUCGGACACUGAGGCCGUUGCAGGCAAAGGGUUCAAACUGGGAUGCAUCUCCUGUAAGAUGAGGCCCGAGGUGGAGGCUUCUGCCACAGUCGACUGGUAUUUCAAGGCCAAAGGGGAAGCUGAUUAUGCACAUAUAUAUAAUUACGAUGAGGAGGGCCAGCACGUUGUGGAUGAGCGCUUCGAGGAUCGUGUGGACUGGAACGGCAGUAAGAGGAGCCAAGACAUACAGGAUGCGUCCAUCUACCUCUUCAAUGUCACCUUCAAUGACUCGGGCACCUACCGUUGCUUCUUCCACCGGCUCCUGACGUACGAGUUCUACGAAUACCAGACCGUUGUCAGCAAGGUUGUGCACCUGACAGUGGUGGCUAAAGCCACCAGAGGGACAGCCUCCAUAGUCUCUGAGGUGAUGAUGUACGUGUCCAUCAUCGGGCUACAGGCUUGGCUCUACAUAGAGAUGGUAUACUGCUUCAGAAAGAUCUCAGCUGCAGGAGAGGAAGCAUUACGAGAAAGCGCGAAUGCAGAAUAUUUAGCUAUAGCCUCGGAGAGUAAAGAUAACUGUGCAGGAGUGCAAGUGGCAGAAUAAAACAGCUAUAUCAUGAAAAAAAAAUGUUAUCAGCAAGUAAAAGGAUAAGUAAACUCAAAGCAUAAACAAUGUAAAUGCAGUACAGCACAUAGUAGCCUACAAAAUUCAAGUAUCGGAGUGAUAUUUGCAAUGGGCACAGCCAAACAAUGUAUGUGAUGGAUUCGACUUCCACUUUAUAUCCCUACUGCAGCGUGCUGGUGGCAAACUUUCCAGAGUAAAUUAUUUGAAAGAGUCAAUUUAUAGAGUAUAAAAGUCAAGUAAACAGUUUUAAGUAAGUGUAAGUGUAUAAGUAUAAUUUUAUUUUAUUUAAUUCACGUUCGCUAAUGUUAGCUAGACCUUCUAGUAGGCUGGUUCUGUUGUGGUAGAGUUAACUAAGGCCUGGGCCAUCCACCAAGCCAAUAACUCUAAUGUUGACUACAAUGAUAAACUAUUGGCUACAUAACUGUAAAACAUUGGUGAGCUUCCAUCCUAGAGGAAAGUUGAUCGUUCUACAGUCCUACACCUGUCAAUCAACUGAUCAAAGCAUCCUACUGCAGGCUGCCUAUUAAUAAGGUGGUAACACAAGACCAUUCAUGAGGUCUCUAACUCACAGAUAGGCUACUGGUUCAGUGACCAUUCAGUGCUUUCAGGUGCUUAUUGUCAACUAAAAAUAAUAGGCUACUUCAAUGUACAUGUAGGCCUAGUGAAAAAUGAUAUAGUAACUUGUAUUUCAAUGUAGCAAUUCAACAACAAAUGCCAUUUAGCCUGCACAUAUUGUACUGCAUGUCAUUGCCUUUUUGCUCAAGUGGUUUGCAAGUGAUUUCCAUUUUUCUAAUGGUUGUCAAUUCCUUUGGGUGUUCUUUUUCACUGUGCUCAUCUCUGUAUGUUCUGUGCAACAAUGUUAUCAUAACUGGCCUAAAGUGAUCACACCAAUGCACUUUCCCUCAACUUUCCUCGACAUGCAUUUUCUAUGCUGUUGUAGGCCUGUUUUACAUUCAGCAAUUAGCAGGAGCUAGCCUGCUUCUUUCCCCAAAUAGGCUAUUAGGGCUAAUAUAAAAAAAUCAUCAAAAUAAAUGUCUAUAGCUUUUGUAGACUAUAACUUUCGCUGGGAUUUCACACGAGGAGGAAUGGCCUAUUUCGGAGAGGCUUGCGGCAUAUAGCCUGUUGCGCACGGGAAUAACUGGAAGAGAGGCUAUUGAUGUUGAGCCGGAAUAAGAAGCUAAAUAUUAGAAAGAUAUUAGGCCAUUCACUAGCUAAAUAUUAAACUAUAGGCUAAAUAGUUACCUGUCAAAGUGCGAGAAAAAUAAAUGAACAGAUUAUGAUAUGGCAGAUCUGUAGUGGGUUCCUGCAGGCUGCGCUCCGUUGUCCCCAGGCACGCAAAGCUCCAUUAUUGAUUAGUCCUAGGCCUACAUUUUUAAGCCAAGAAAAUAAUUAUACCUGGCCUACAACAACACAGUGCAAUGAGGAAUGAAUUAUUGUUAUCCAGUGAAUACGCAAUUAUUGUCCUUAGGCUGUAAACUGCAGUGAUAUAGGCUAAUUUAAAUAACCGCUCACACGUGCUGAAAUAACUGCAUAGCUCAACAGCGUAGGCCUGAUCAUACAACCAUUUGGGUCUAUCCUCAGUGUAGAAGGUCCAGAAAGAUACAUUAGCAGGCCACUCAUAUGGUGUAGGCCUAUUUUGUCAGGAUGUAGCCCAGUGUUAUUAAGAUAGGCAUACUAUUAGAAAAUAUGGACUUCUCUUUUCCAACUCCCCGCCCGUUAAUGCUGUAGCAUAUUUUACAUUCAGCAAGCAAGAGCAAGCAUGCAUCUCUCCUCCAAUAGGUUAUUAGUAGGCUAAUGAAAAUAAGUUGAAACAAGUGUCCAACAAGCUUUUGGCUUUUACUGGGACUCCACAAAAUGUAAAAGAAAUAGCCGUGACAACGGAGAGGCCAGAUGCAUAAUUUCACAACAGAACAAUGAAGACAGACAGGCUGGACAUGUAAAAUAUAGCCUAUGUUGGAAGCGAAUGCAUAUUCGACCAUAAUUCAUAAGCCCAAUAUUAGGCCUAAUACUGCAGUGCAUAUAUCCAGUCAAAGGGGAAAAAAAGUGUAUCAUUAAAAUAAAGCAUAGGUAGUUUACAUUAUGUGCGCGCUCCCUCCCAGUCCCCAGGUACGAUGCUCAAAAAGAUACCCUAUUGUUUCAGUUUUUUAGGGACAAGCAAUGUAUCCAACAUAGGCUACAACAACACAAUGUAAUGAAGAAUGUUACUGUUCUCAAGUGAGUACAAACUCUAGUCUAGGCUGUAAACGGCAGUGAACAGCCUGUCAUUUGAAUAACCACUCAAAACCUGGCAUUUAGAAUGCAUAUUCAUUUUGAAAAAAGUGCAUCUAGGUUGCCUGAUUGGGUAACCAUUUGGAUCAGUUAUGUUUUUUACCAAGGCAGUUUAGCCUACAAAGUCCAGGCACAUUAGCAGGACAGUAAUAUGGUGUAUUUUGUCAUUAUGUAUCAGCUAACAGAAACCUACUAUUAAAUGCAGGGAUUUCUAGUGGUGCACAUAUGAAUUAUGAUAAUGCAUGAGCAUGGAGGAAGUUGUAUCCAUAAUUUCUGCAUUUGGCUUCUGUGUUUUAAAAGUGUUCGAAAAUGAGGUGGAUAUCAGUCAACUAACACACACCACUUUUGUGAGAAAAAUAUACUUUACAUUUUUUAUUUAUUUUUUUAUUAUGGUUUUUCAGGGGUGCUGCACCCCUACUUCCCGCAGCUAUGCCUGCACCGCUGUAUGCAUUACACACAAAAGCAUGUUUCCAAUUCAACUAAUUAAUCAUUGUGUAUCCUGCAUCAAGGUAUUUUUUUCGGUUGUAAUGAUCGGUCUCUAAAGUGUAUGUACAUUUAUAUUAAGAGGUAUUGUGAGAUAAUUAAUCUGAUUGAAUGGCUAUCAAGAUAAAGUUAUCACAUACUGCA